UUUUUCUUUUUUUUUUUACCUGUCAUUGCUGAUCACCCAUUUUUUUUUUUUCAAACACAAACCAUUCCCACAAUGUCCGACUCUGUAACUACCGCUUUCUUGAACGCCUGCCAGGGAACCCUCGGGGGAGCCGAAGUUGUGGAGGGCAGGACCGAUGCUGACCGCAAGGAGGUCAAGGACUGGAUCGAUCGCUUCGAGAGGGAUAUCACUCCUCUUGCCAAGGCAUUGAACGACCAUCUCGAGACCCGCACCUAUAUCGUCGGUCACUCUAUCACCAAUGCAGACCUCUGGUCCUUUGUCAAACUCCACGAGCAGAUUAGCGGUUUGUCCAGAGACGGUCAAUUGAAGCGUCCCCACUUGACCAGAUGGUUCGAUCUGAUUCAGGAGCAGACCCAGGACUUGGGUCACUUGGUUCCUGUCGCCAUUGAUCUCGAGGCUCCCGAGUUGAAGAUUGUGUCCAAGGAAAAAGCCCCCACAGCUCCCGCAGGAAGCACUGCAGACGAGAAGAAGGCCAAGAAGAACCUUAAGAAGGACGCUAAAGCCGAGGAAAAGAAGGCGAAGAAAGAAGCCAAUUCUGCUGCUACUGCUGCAACUCCCACCCCCACCGCCGAAGCAGCUGUCGUUACCCCAGCAGAGGGCUCUGGAGCAGCUGCAGCUCCUGAGCGCAACAACACCCAGAAGAAGGAAAAGAAGCCCAAGGCCCCCAAAGCUCCAGUAGCGCCUGCAGGGCCCACGACCCCUCAGCCUUGGCAGAUUGAUCUCCGGGUUGGCAAGAUCCUGAAGGUUGAAAAGCAUCCAGAUGCGGAUUCAUUGUAUGUCGAGACCGUUGAUGUUGGCGAAGCUGAGCCCAGGACUGUCGUCAGUGGGUUGGUCAAGCAUAUCCCGAUCGAGGAGAUGGAGAACCGUUGGUUGGUCUGUGUCUGCAAUCUGAAACCCGCGGCCAUGAGGGGUGUCAAGUCCUUUGCCAUGGUUCUCGCUGCUACGGAUGAUACCGGCAAGUUGGAGUUGGUGGACCCCCCCAAGGGCUCUAAGCCUGGUGACAAAUGCUACUUCGGCAACUGGAAAGAUGAGAAGCCCGAGGAAGUUAUGAAUCCAAAGAAGAAGAUCUGGGAGACUAUCCAGCCUGGACUUCACACCACACCCGAGUGCCGUGCAGCCUGGAAGUCGGACGAGGGCGAGGUUCAUGUCUUGCACACCGAGCACGGCGACUGCACCGUUCCUUCUGUUGUUGGCGCCAAGAUCAAGUAAAACGCUCGACCACAUUUGUACGCGUCCUCAACAUCAUCCCUAUCACCCCAGCAAUAAAGUCCUUUAUUUCUUUUCUGUACGCGAUACAUGGACUUGGUUCUUGUGAAAAUCUCAGCACCCUGCGGUUGUUCGCUGCUUUAUUGCGGGUAAAUAUACAUGUGCAAGGGUCGUGGGAGCAGAACU
Molecule: messenger RNA, 1431 nt
Organism: Gamsiella multidivaricata
Lineage: Eukaryota; Fungi; Mortierellomycota; Mortierellomycetes; Mortierellales; Mortierellaceae
Exons: 5
Coding region: 73-1248 (391 amino acids)
Cellular component (GO): methionyl glutamyl tRNA synthetase complex
Molecular function (GO): tRNA binding
Source: RefSeq, a predicted model, not a curated record